Messenger RNA from Fraxinus pennsylvanica, 489 nucleotides. NCBI's taxonomy places the organism in Eukaryota, Viridiplantae, Streptophyta, Magnoliopsida, Lamiales, Oleaceae. The record is from the annotation of a GenBank genome assembly.
AUGCUUGGAGCUCUAGGAUGCAUCACCCCUGAAGUUCUUGAAAAAUGGGUUAAAGUAGACUUCAAAGAACCAGUUUGGUUCAAGGCUGGAGCUCAAAUCUUUUCUGAAGGUGGACUUCAUUAUUUGGGCAACCCUAAUCUUGUUCAUGCUCAAAGCAUUCUGGCAGUGCUUGGCUUCCAAGUUGUUCUAAUGGGACUUGUUGAAGGAUUUAGAAUCAAUGGUCUUCCUGGAGUUGGAGAGGGCAACAACCUUUACCCUGGUGGUCAAUACUUUGAUCCUCUUGGCCUAGCUGAUGACCCGGUCACCUUUGCUGAGCUCAAAGUGAAGGAAAUCAAGAACGGAAGAUUGGCUAUGUUCUCCAUGUUUGGAUUCUUCGUACAAGCUAUUGUCACUGGAAAAGGCCCUCUUGAGAACCUGUUGGACCACCUCGACAACCCUGUUGCUAACAAUGCAUGGGUCUAUGCCACCAAGUUUGUGCCAGGAUCAUAA